This is a messenger RNA of Ogataea philodendri, 333 nucleotides long. RefSeq lists its product as uncharacterized. The transcript has 2 exons. Bases 1 to 333 code for a protein of 110 amino acids. The record is from RefSeq and is a predicted model, not a curated record. Lineage: Eukaryota; Fungi; Ascomycota; Pichiomycetes; Pichiales; Pichiaceae.
AUGUGGUUGAGGUCGCCCAUUUCCACGUCUGUGACCAUUGCCGUAUGGCCUUUGAAAUACCUGAUAAACGAGUUAUCGUGUAAAGAGAGAUGUAUGCUUUCGUCGACGCCGGCGGAAACUAGGAACUGGCCCGAGGCGUCGAAGUCGAGAGACGUGAUCGGCGUAUCGGGAACAUGGUUGCUGAAGAUCUUGGACGGUCUCAGUGACAAAAGCAGGUUCCCAGACAACGGAGUCGCCAUGGUACGAAAUAUUAGGAAAAGACAACUUUUUGGUGCACAGCCGCAAUAUAUAGGAGGUUUUUUAUUUUGGAAUUUGAAGACUAAAUUAAAUUAA